Messenger RNA from Amphiprion ocellaris (clown anemonefish), 1809 nucleotides. RefSeq lists its product as uncharacterized. The coding region runs from base 259 to 996 and encodes 245 amino acids. The record is from RefSeq and is a predicted model, not a curated record. Lineage: Eukaryota; Metazoa; Chordata; Actinopteri; Pomacentridae. The transcript has 3 exons.
ACUAGUGAAACGCUCUCACACACACUACUGAGAUUUCAGUGUAACCGGAAGGCAUUUCAGUGUAAACGGAAGGCAUUUCAGUGUAAACGGAAGGCAUUUCAGUGUAAACGGAAGGCAUUUCAGUGUAAACGGAAGGCAUUUCAGUGUAAACGGAAGGCAUUUCAGUGUAAACGGAAGGCAUUUCAGUGUAAACGGAAGGCAUUUCAGUGUAACCGGAAGGUGGCCCGUAAGAGGAAGUGGAGCGUCGUUGGAGCGCAAAUGUCACUUCAGGAGCACUCGGGUGGUCUAACAGAAGCUGCAGCGUUACUUAGCAACAUUUUAGCAACGUCGGAGACAAUUCGAACAUUGUCUAAUGCAACAACAGGCGGGCAACAGUCUCACGCUGCCUCAGGGACCAACACAGUGGAGAGUCAACUCACUACACUAUUCCCAUCUCGCGGCCGCAGCGGCGCGCCGCAGCCGUCUGUUGGCCCUUUACGGACCUCCGUGCCGCGUUAUCAAGCUCAGCAGAGCUUCAGCACAUGGACAUCGAGCACACGGAGAAGAAGAGUCCGUGCACAUCAGCAUGACGAUUUCAACAAAGAUGUAAUACUACUCCCAAAUCCGUCAUGGGGAAUUGUGUGCCAACAAGACACAAAAGUUUGGCUGCACAAACAUGGACAUAUCCUCAGUGCCUUUGAGUUCCAGAAGGUCUGGGACCACCAGACUGUCAUACAACACAUCAGGGGUGGAUUUGGUGAGUGUAUUCCAGAAGACGACAGAUUCCGUGAAGGACUGAGAACUCUGGGGGUUCUGGAGAAAAUCCAAAAACAUCCAGACAGCUUUCGCCCCCUGUUCUGCUAUGAGCCAAGCACGCUGACUGCUGACCAGCUGGAUGAUCUUGUCGCCAUUCGUCUGUCACCAGAAGGGAGCAACAAGAGAGUUGUAGAGGACGUGGUGAUUCCCUGCCUGCUGAAUUCUUGCCAAAUAAACAUAAUGCAGACAAAAAAGAUGUAGUUCAUUCAAUGAGUCAAGAAUACCUUGUUCUUCCAUGAAGUUAAAAAUGUUGAAGUGUCUGCAAACAACUCUAUUGAGUUCUGCCCAUAGUCUUUCAAUUCUCUGAUUAUGAACUGAAACACCUGUAAUAACACUGUUCAGUCCCCUUCUUUCCAACAUAAAACGUGCAACAAGUAUAUUUUCCAUGCCAUAAUCACAUCUGACCCUUGCAGGCAAACCAAAGUUCUCAACACCCUCUAAAAAUAAUGAUAACACACUUGAGGCCCUGUUAUUAGAUGAGCACCGCAGGUAUAUAAUAGUCCGACUGAAGCCAUCAACACAGCCGUGCAUGACCAGACGCCACCUCACAAGCUUGUGGUUUCCAUCGAAAUGCCUGUUGGGAGACCAGAAUCAUCAUCAUCAUCAUAAUUAUUAUUAUUAUUUACCCUCAUGGGUAAACAGGGAUAUUUUUGUCCUUUCAGUCAAUUAUUUGCUGAACUUUUGACCAUAAUUUUGUUUUUGUUUCUCAAUAUGGAAUGAUUUUUGUAGUAAGGUGUUUUUCAUGACAAGUGUUAAUAUUCAAAAUCAGAUUUUUUUCAGAGGUCAAAGGUUAAAUGGGGCCAAAGUUAUAAUAAAUGUUGGAGGGCUGGGGAUUUUUUUAAAGAUCAGGCUUAAAUAUACAUAAGACCUGUGACAAAAUAGAUUUUCAUGCAUUUUUUUUUUUGCAGUGUCAGAUUCAUAAUUGACGACCCUUUGAGGUCAUCAGGACAUAAAUGUCCUCUCCCAAAAACUGCUAUAAAAACAUAACAGAUUCAUAUUUUUUGUACUUUUUGU